Messenger RNA from Kuraishia capsulata CBS 1993, 2004 nucleotides. RefSeq lists its product as uncharacterized. Gene Ontology annotation, cellular component: cell cortex. Lineage: Eukaryota; Fungi; Ascomycota; Pichiomycetes; Pichiales; Pichiaceae. The transcript has a single exon. Bases 1 to 2004 code for a protein of 667 amino acids. Gene Ontology annotation, biological process: signal transduction; activation of GTPase activity; regulation of fungal-type cell wall organization. Gene Ontology annotation, molecular function: GTPase activator activity. The record is from RefSeq and is a predicted model, not a curated record.
AUGACCGCAGAGCCCUCAUCGUCGCCGCUGCCAAAGAAUUUCUUCUCAAAGCUCAAGAGCCUCGGAAAAAGCCCAGACGAUGACAAUUUGGUGCCGCCAAGGCCUACCCUUGGUUUCAAAUCCAGGUCUUCGAACUCGGUGCGGCCCAGCGAUUCUUCCGAUCGGUUAAAACAGCAGCGAGACUCAUUUCUCUCGGCAAGACAACAGAAUUUUGCUGGAGAUUCCAAGGUUUUCGGCGUUGAGCUGGAGAAAUCUUUGGAUGUCGCUGAAGGCCGUAUCUACAUCUCUGGAAGUGACGGGUUAGUGAGAUAUGGAAGAAUUCCAAUAGUUGUUGCGUUAUGUGGCCUUUAUCUCAAGAAGGAGGCGCUAGAUGUUGAAGGAAUCUUCCGUAUUGGAGGUUCUUCCAAGCGAAUCAAACAGCUCCAAAUCAUUUUCUCAACCGAGCCCGAGUAUGGUCGCCGUGUUGAUUGGGUGGGUUAUACCGUCCAUGACGCUGCGUCAUUGCUGCGCCGCUUUCUUGGAUCUCUGCCGGAACCCCUGGUGCCGUUCGAUAUGUAUGAGAAGUUUAGAGAUCCGUUGAGACGUCGUCCUAGGAUCUGUAAAUAUCUGAAGAGCAGGAACAAGCCGUUGAUUCCAAAGGCAAUUCCGGCUGCGCAAGAUGAUACAGCUGAGACCACGGCUGAAGCUUCCCCAGAAGAGCCACAAUCAGAACAAACACCUUUGAAAGCAACGGAAUCUCAAACAGAACAAAAGAAGUCAGAUACCGAGCCUCAAUCUGAAUUGCAGUCUGAGCCACAGCAAGAAGCGAAACCAGAGCAGGAGGCAGAAGCGGCAUCAGAACUGGACCAAGAGCUAGAGCAAGAGCCUGAGUCAGAGCCUGAGCAAGAUUCCGAGCAAGAAGCAGAGCCAGACCAAGAAACAGAACAAAAACAAGACCAAGAAGAGGUGCUAGCGCCAAAACUGGAAUCGAAUAACGUACUGGCUGAGAACCCGAGCUUGAUCACAGUCACUGAGCCAGAUUCUGAAACCACGGUAGUGAUUGCAAAAGAAACUCCUACUGCAUCUGCUGAGACAAUUAAACCCGAGAGAGAGACAGAGUCAAAAUCCAGACGGAAGCAUGACAAAUUUGUCGCGGACCGUAAUGGUGCACUCGAAGAAUACGCCAAUCUUCUGGACCAGCUUCCAGAAUCUUCAAGACAUCUGCUAUUCUACAUUCUCGAUCUAUUGGCUCUAUUCAAUUACCAUGCAGAUAAAAAUUUGAUGCCCGCGCGCAACCUCGCUGCCGUGUUCCAGCCGUCAAUUUUAUCUCACUCGGAUCACGAUAUGUCUCCAGAGGAAUAUGAGCUUUCGCGCCUUGUGGUUGAGUUCAUGACUCAGUACAGUUACAAGUUGUUACCUGCUGCCCAAAAUCUUAAUCUGCAAACCACACAGGUUGCCUCGGCAAUCUCAUACCCACCACAAGCCUCUCGCACUACUCGCAAGCAUAGCAGGUCGUUACCAAGCGUGACACAGCCACCUGACGUGAUCGAUGCCAAAGCCAAGAAGCUGAGCGUUUCUUCGGGAAGCAUCAAUAAUAGUAGCUCCACACAGCUGAACCCAGAAGUUACGGAAUCCGAGGUUUCCGAUACUGAACCUUCUGCCCUUCCUGACAUCACGAAGAGCGCUCAAGUCGAGCUACCAGCGGACUCUGCUCAGGCUCAGUUAUCCGAACCGGUUUCUGAAACGGAUCCGUUCCUCUCGCCACGAUUAUCGCCUGGCACUUCGUCACACUCAAGAAGCUAUUUCAGGCGCAAGCGCACGGACUCCUCCGGGGCUCACACAGACGAAAACGAGCCUGCUAGCCCUCCCCAUGGUAUCGGCAGGUUACUGGGGUUUCUUAGUCCAAAGGAGCCUCGUGGAAGAUCAUCAAGUAUUGAUGAUUUCGUUGGAUUGUCGCUAUCUCCAAAACGCCGCGCUGACUUAUCGCCUGCUGUAUCUCCAGGAAAGGCCCUCAUGAACAAUUAG